AUGCCUUUUAGUCUCUUUAAAACUGUCAGCAUAGCUGGUCGGCUUCCAAGGUUCAAGAGCUUUCCGGCCAUAACUUUAAAUAGAAGAGACCCAAAUGGCCCCCAAAUGGAAUUCGGUGCGGCCGAAACCACGACGACUGGGUGGAAAACAAGAAACGGGCAUCAUUAA
Molecule: messenger RNA, 168 nt
Organism: Drosophila teissieri
Lineage: Eukaryota; Metazoa; Arthropoda; Insecta; Diptera; Drosophilidae
Exons: 2
Coding region: 1-168 (55 amino acids)
Source: RefSeq, a predicted model, not a curated record